CAUGCCGGUCACAAGUGCAACUGGAUGCUGUCGUUGAAUAGGCACUGGCCCGUCCAUGCUCCAGAGCUCAAAGAGUUUUACAAGUUAAGCCAGUAGCAACCAGAACCUUCACUUCAAAUCAGAGAACCAACAUGCUAUUCGAAGACGAAGUGGGUGAAACCCCAGGCGGUGAAUCGUAUGCAACUGUGGUGAACAGUCGCUUGUCUGAACUGCUGAAAAGGGACCGGAUUGUGGCUCUUCUCACAAACCCGGAUGAGGUUGAAUUGAUCGAGCAGAUUGAAUGCAUCAACUACAAACCAUCAAUCUCUGGAACAGGAGGAUUUGUCUUUUUUGUGCACGGAGAUCGAAAGACCUACAAAAUUCUUGACACCGAUAGGCUUGCUCUAUGGGAAGACACUGCGGCAACAAAGGAUGUGCGGAUGUCAGAAGAGACUCGGCUUCGAUUCGAUCAAAACAAUCAUCUUCAAGUAUCCAAGGCGAAGCUAGCUUUGGAUCACAAUGGUUUUACAUUGUACGAGAACACUGCUACUUUGGCCCGCUGUAGACGGCAUAACAAAAAAGUCGUUUACGUGCUACGAAAUGGUCACCAAUAUGGACAUGGCUUGAUCAUGUAUCAGUACGUAAAACCAGGAGCACAUCCAGAUCCACUUCAUCAAACUGUGCAACUGAUGACAGAUGCGUGGUUUGAUAUACUGCCACCAGACAUCCGAAUGGUCGUUUACUAUUUGUUAAAAUACAACCAUGCCGAUGAGACAGCGAGGAUUGUUCAUCGCGAACAUAGCGUGUAUCUGAGCCGAAUGAAAGCUGGUCGACCUCCACCGCCGUCAACGUCCGCGUGUACAAGCUGAGAAGAGAGCAGCUGUCAAUGAACUCACUGGUGCAGACGGAUCGAGACCAUCCAUAUCAGCAGCUGUGGAAGUGACUGGGCAACCAAUGACGAGAAAAAGCCGUCCUCUAGAGAAAGAAGUUGCGACUGCUUCUGGAAUCGUUUGUGGUUCACAUCAAAUGGAGACUAUUUUGCAGUUUGCACAAAAACAGUUUGGAGUGAUUUGCAUCGAGCAAGCAUUUGACAAUUUGGUUCGGGAAAUGGCCGGGGUGAAUGAGAAUCGACUUCUUCAAAUAAUCUAUGAAACAGAUGUUGAUGUAGAAAAAGAGCACGUUGAGCUGGAUCAAGAUAAUGUGGAACACGAGAAACCGGGUGGUCAUGAGGAGCUCAUGGAUCACAAAGCACUCGUGGAUUGUGAAUAAGAAGCUUAAAGAUCAUAUUAUUAAUUUCAAUCUAAAUGUAUGUAAAAUAAUCAAUAUCUUCGCUCAUUACAUUUUAAGUAAAAAGGCACUCUAUACUCUUCUCU
Messenger RNA from Caenorhabditis elegans, 1352 nucleotides. The record is from the annotation of a RefSeq genome assembly. NCBI's taxonomy places the organism in Eukaryota, Metazoa, Nematoda, Chromadorea, Rhabditida, Rhabditidae.